Angiostrongylus costaricensis is the source of this 684-nucleotide messenger RNA. NCBI's taxonomy places the organism in Eukaryota, Metazoa, Nematoda, Chromadorea, Rhabditida, Metastrongylidae. The record is from the annotation of a GenBank genome assembly.
AUGAGUUGGGGGCAGUUCGACUACUCCCAGCAGCAGGAUCUUAGCCAGCAAUACAACUACUACCAGCAACAGAGUCCUUAUACUCAGUCUCAGAGCUACUACGGCGGUCAAAUGUUUAUGCCACCUUCAGCGAAUGGAAUCGCAACUGGCGGUGUUGAAGACUAUGAAAGUGAACCACCUUUGCUGGAAGAGCUUGGCAUCAACUUCUCUCAUAUAAAGGAAAAAACUUUUGCUGUUUUGAAUCCGACCGGAACCGCAUCAGCUGAAGUUAUAGCGGAUCAAGACUUGGCAGGACCUUUGGUUUUCUGCCUGCUUUUUGGUUUCGCCCUUCUCCUUCACGGCAAGAUGACGUUUGGUUAUAUCUAUGGUAUUGGCGCUCUUGGAUGUUUGGGUAUGUACGCACUAAUGAAUCUUAUGGCCGCGGAUAAAACUAUUUCAUUCGUUUGCACUGCUUCUGUGUUAGGGUACUGUUUACUUCCAAUGUCGCUUCUCAGUCUUGUCACUGCUGUUCUGUCGUCCAAGGGAGUGUUCGGGUACUCGUUGUCGGCGCUGGCCGUCGUGUGGUGCAGCUCGUCGUCGUCAAAGCUGUUCGUCAUCGCGCUCUCCAUGCAGCAUCAGCGCCUUCUCGUCGCAUAUCCUUGUGUUCUGCUCUAUUCUGUCUUUGCCUUACUCGCAAUCUUUUAA